UGCUCCGCCCGCCCCGGACGUUCAGGUCGCAGGGACCGGAGCAGCCCACACCUGGGCGCCGCGUGGGGACAUCUGCAGCGGGCGCUGCGCGGAGGACCUGGGAGGCUGUGCUGCACCAGGCUGUGGAGUUUCUGGGUUCUUCUGAUAUUUUUCUAGUCCUGAACACCUGAAGAAAGAGCUUGGUGCCUGACUCCAGGAGACAUGAACUACGCACGGUUCCUUACUGCGACCAGCGCAGCCAGAAAGGCUUCUCCCAUCCGCACCAUGGCUGACGUCCUGAACGUGUCGCCAAAAUCCCUCAUCUCCUUGGCUCCUGGGUUUCCAAAUCCAGAUACCUUCCCCUUUAAGAAUGCUACUAUCACUUUGGGAGAUGGAAAUACCAUCCAGAUCGCAGGAGAGGUCAUGCAUACUGCGCUUCAGUAUUCUGCAACUUACGGAAUUCCAGAGCUUGUGUCCUGGCUCAAACGGUUCCAAAUAAAAUUGCACAAUCCUCCCACCACACAUUACGCACCUCCUCAAGGACAGCUGGAUCUCUGUAUCACAUCGGGCUGCCAAGAUGGUCUUUGUAAGGCAUUUGAAAUGAUAAUUAAUCCUGGAGAUAACAUCCUCCUAAAUGAACCAGUUUAUUCGGGAACACUUCAAGCUCUGCACCCUCUGGGCUGCAACAUUAUUAAUGUUCCCAGCGAUGAGUUUGGGAUCAUCCCAGAUGCCCUCAAAGAAAUCCUUUCCAAAUGGAAACCAGAAGAUUCCAAGGACCCUUCCAAAAACACACCCAAAUUUCUCUAUACUGUCCCCAACGGCAACAAUCCCACUGGCCACUCACUGACUGGUGACCGCAAGAAGGAGAUCUAUAAGCUUGCAAGCAAAUAUGAUUUCCUCAUAAUAGAAGAUGACCCUUACUACUUUCUCCAAUUCAACAAGCCCAGGGCACCAACAUUUCUCUCCAUGGAUGUGGAUGGCCGCGUCGUCAGAGCUGAUUCCUUUUCAAAGGUCCUCUCCUCAGGGUUGAGAGUAGGGUUUAUAACUGGCCCAAAACCAUUAAUAGAGAGAAUUGUUUUACACACACAAGUUUCAUCAAUGCAUGCCUGCGCUUUUGCACAGGUUAUGAUACUACAGCUGCUGAAGCAGUGGGGAGAAGAAGGGUUCCUGGCUCACGUGGACAGGGUUGUUGAUUUCUACAGGAGCCAGAGGGACGCUAUCUUAGCAGCUGCAGAGAAGUGGUUAAGUGGUUUAGCAGAAUGGCAUGUACCUGUUGCUGGCAUGUUUGUAUGGAUUAAAAUUAAGGGCAUUUCCAAUUCACGACAACUGAUUGAAGAGGAAGCCCUUAAGAAAGAGGUUUUACUGGUUCCUGGGAGUGCUUUCUAUACCGAUAGCUCAGCUCCGAGCCCUUACUUCAGAGCAUGCUUCUCCUUGGCUUCUGCAAAAGACAUGGACGUGGCCUUCCAGAGAUUAGCCCAAGUUAUAAAAGAAUCUUUAUGAAGAAACCCAACUAAGCACAGUGCUCGUGGAUAUUUCAGAUUAAUUAUUUCCACAUCUUCUCUGUAGGAAGCAAUGCCUGAUGUUGGCCUUCUUAAGUGACAUCAAACAUGUCCUCUGUAAUAGUUUCACUAGACAACUUUUGAAAUGCCUUAAAAUCUAUCAGAUUGCAAAAAUGUAUUUGUAAGCCUCUUAGACUUUUCCAUUUUUAAUCUGCAAAAAAAAAAAUAUUUUCAUCUUAGGUUUUACUGUAAAUUAUUCUGUAGUUGCCUUAGAAGGUCUUCUAAAUGUUCAGUGAAACUAAUACUUUACACUAUAUUAUUUUAAGAAAUAAUUAAAUUCAAAAUGGUAUAUAAUGUGUACUUUUUCUGUUGCUAGGAAAACUUUAUUGCAGCUUAUUAUAAAAUUAAUUGUUACAAUUUGGCCAGGAUAAAUGACUUUUUAGUAAAAGUACUGGAAAUGUUAUGUUAAGGUAUAGAAACCUGUUUCAAAUAAAAUUUCUGAAGCUAAACAUA
Molecule: messenger RNA, 1991 nt
Organism: Octodon degus (degu)
Lineage: Eukaryota; Metazoa; Chordata; Mammalia; Rodentia; Octodontidae
Gene: Aadat
Product: aminoadipate aminotransferase
Exons: 13
Coding region: 202-1479 (425 amino acids)
Biological process (GO): biosynthetic process
Molecular function (GO): L-kynurenine:2-oxoglutarate transaminase activity; pyridoxal phosphate binding
Source: RefSeq, a predicted model, not a curated record